GUAAGCAAUGGCGCUUGGGCAGAGAGCGCUGCAGUUCCUCAUGUAAGCAUCUCCACACGUCGUUGUGUCUGUACAUCAUACAGAACAGAGAAACAACGACUGGAAUUCAGGGCAUGAUUUAAUCUUAUGGAGCAUUAAUGUGAGCAGCAUCAUGUCGAUGGAAGACCCGUUUUUCGUGGUGAAAGGGGAGGUUCAGAAGGCUGUUAACACAGCUCAAGGUCUGCAUCAGAGAUGGACAGAGCUGCUACACGAUCCUGGUAGUGCCACCAAGGAGGAGAUCGACUGGACCACCAAUGAGCUAAGAAACAGCUUGAGGUCCAUUGAGUGGGACCUGGAAGACUUGGAUGAGACUAUUAGUAUUGUGGAAGCAAAUCCACGGAAGUUCAAUCUCAAUCCUAUGGAGCUCAGCAAGCGGAAGGCAUUUAUCACCAGCACAAGGCAGACAGUUAAGGAAAUGAAAGACCAGAUGACGACUCCAGUGGGCUUACCUUUGACAGACAAGAAAAGCAGACAGGUUUGUUCUAAUACUCUUAUGGGGGAUAAAGCCUCUCGGGGUCCAAUCUGGCAACCAGGAGGGGACAGAGGGCUGCAGUCAGCCAACUCUCAGUUUAUUGAUGAGCAGCAAUCGCAGCAACAGCUGAUAGCUGCACAGCAGGAUGAUCAGUUGGAGUUGGUAUCAGGAUCCAUCGGUGUGCUGAAGAACAUGUCUGAAAGGAUUGGACAGGAGCUCGAUGAACAGGCAGUAAUGCUAGAUGAUUUUGGCCAUGAAAUGGACAACACUCAGUCCAGACUGGAUAAUGUUAUGAAGAAGCUGGCUAAAGUCUCACACAUGACGAGCGACCGACGACAGUGGUGUGCAAUCGGCAUUUUGUUGGCCAUUCUUUUUGUUGUGAUCAUCCUGCUCAUUGUUCUGUGAACGGCGUUACUCCUUACCCACAACAGCUCUCACAUAAAUGAAUGGAUUGACUAAAACAGAGGUGCUUUGAAGAAUGGAAGUCACCUGUUUCUGCACUCCGGCUUAUUGCGUCUCACUGUCAGCUGCUCGUGCUUUUUCUGCCUUAAUUUAGGCAACUCCAGAAUUCCACUGCUGUGGUACUUUAGUCUGAUAUUUAGUUAUGUUUGUAAAUAUCUGUCUUGUUUGGUAUUUACACAGAUUAAGCCCAACAGGCUUGAAGUUGUGUGGUUUGCUUCACUUACAUUUUCUGUAAGUGUGUUAAUAAAAGGGGACGGAAGUUGAA
Molecule: messenger RNA, 1238 nt
Organism: Trichomycterus rosablanca
Lineage: Eukaryota; Metazoa; Chordata; Actinopteri; Siluriformes; Trichomycteridae
Gene: stx6
Product: syntaxin 6
Exons: 8
Coding region: 152-916 (254 amino acids)
Biological process (GO): vesicle fusion; Golgi vesicle transport; retrograde transport, endosome to Golgi
Cellular component (GO): endomembrane system; SNARE complex; synaptic vesicle membrane
Molecular function (GO): SNAP receptor activity; SNARE binding
Source: RefSeq, a predicted model, not a curated record